UGUGCGCCGCAGUAUUGGUCGAUCCCGCUUCGCCAACGGCUAACGGCAACGACCAGCGACUUUACUUCUACCAUUAUUAUAUUAUACCAUCGAGCACGUUCGUACAUGUCCGUUCGUUAAUAAUUAUAAUAAUUAACAAUUCGUAGAAAUGAUAUUUGUUUUAAAUAAUAGCAGCAACCAGGAUUUAAAAUAACCGCGGAUCCAGUUAUUUUUAAAUAGUAAUGUGCAAUUAAGUGGCGAUUAAUAACUAAAAAAUAGUGACGCGGUAAGCUACAUUUUUUAAGCUCUUCAAGUCUAGCUGCCGUCUCUGUCUAUCGUCAGCGAGUGUCCGGGGGGAACAAGGACCGAGUUCCGCCGCUGGAGUCGGCUAGAGUGAGACACCCCGUGCAAUAGGAGGGAACAAGAGGUAUCGUAACAGCGUCAGUACUGCGAAAAGCACCAGCUAAAGCAGGAGUAAGCGACCAAGUAGCAGCAGCAGCGUCGCCGUACCGAGUUUUAAGCGAAUAUAAUACACGCUCAAUUCUUCCCACCGUGCGCGGUACGUUACGUGUCCCCGUCGUGACCGCUUGGGUGUGACGGAAUAGUCUAGCGUUUUUUAUUUUUUAUUUCUCUUUUAUUUUUUGAUCAGGACCGGGUUACUUGGGAGAGUUGAAAUAAUCAGCGCGUAGAUAAACGCCCUCGUCGACACUAGUCAGUUUAAAAUCGAUGAAAAUAAUACGUAAUUGUUGACAAUAGUGCAGAGGAAAAUGAUUAUCCAGGAACUGAGGAGGACUAUAGACACAACUUAACUGGCAGAGAGUAUCCGAGUGCGUGGUAGUGUGUUAAGUGGGCUGUAAAAUAAAAUAAAAGUUUUAAAGUAACUGAAUCAGCGGUAGCAGUAGCAGCAGCAGUCAGGAAGAAUAAUAAGAUUGGGAGGGCACACGAGGGUAGAGCGAGUAAUGGAUGAAUGGGAGUAAGCACGGCGCCUGAACAGCACAGGCGCGGGUUUAGGUACCGGUGGGAGCCUCUGGAUGUCGAGGCAGUGGCACCAGCUGCGUCAGUGGCAGUGAUGGCCCCUGCUCUGACGGAAGGUGGUCCUCAAAAGCCUGCCGAUUUAAUAAACCCCUUACCGGCUAGUGGAUUUUUAUCUUCGGAGCAGGCUGCGCAGUUUUUUAAAAUUCAGGUCUGCCAGAAUCGUGAGGUCUUGGCGAAAUUCGUAGUGUCAGCGAACGUACAGCCGAGCAAGAUUGACGAGCAGUGCCUGCGCGGCAUAUCCAAAGAUCUAAUACGCGAUGUCAUUAAUUCACAAUACGUUAGUAAAUUUGGAAGCUUGUCGAUGUUUACCAAUGGUACUGACUUGAUAGCACCGCGUGAUAACAACAAAGAUUACAACGACGACCAGAAAAUUAAAUUUAACGAAUUGGAGGAGGAGGAGGCGGCAGCGGAGGAAGAAGGAGAAGGAAAAGGAGGAGGAAGAGGAAGAAGAACAAGAGGGAGAACGACGGAGAAAGGUCACGUGGCCAAGAAGCAGCAGCACUCGGUGAUGCCGAACUGCAACCAACCCAAGAAGAUCGACAUUAUAAUGAGUGAUCCUUCUUCUACUGCUGCUAGUGCUGCUGAUGAUGCAAAUAUUGAUGCUAAUCCUGGUACUCAUCAGACCGACGAGCAAAUGGGGUUUUUAAAAGCAAACGAUGCCGACGUCUCGAUGGUUGUCGAUGACGAACUACCUGCAGACGUCAAGGACCUCGACAUGACGCGGAUGAUGGAGUUGAACACCGAGCUGCCGGUGAACGUUGUCGGCGACAUUGGCAAUGAUGUUGGUGACAUCGGGCACAAUGUCGAUGACAUUCUUCAGGUGAUCAAGUCAAUGGAGGGCGCCGACCAGUCCAUCGAAGACCCUGCGGACGCCAUCAUACCCACCGAGUCCAGUGAAACCGGAGUCCCCUGUCCCGAGAUAUUCCCCAUCUCCGAGACAGCCCUCGCGUCGUUCAGCAGCGAAAUGUUCACCGAAGAAGUAAUGAAUCUCGUCAGCGACAACAUUGGGAUGAAUUUAAAUAUGAAUAUUGUCGAGUCCUCUGAGGGUCAACGCACCAUCAACCUCCCGGUGCAGCAGGACACCGUCGAGCACAGACAGUACGAGUUGGAAAGACGAUCGGCCUUUUUACUGAGACGUCUACGCAAACUCCAGACGAAGUUCGUCGGGCGUCAUGCUGCUGAAGAGACCAUCGGUGUUUUGGAGCAGGCUCACCACAGCGUUAAAAAAUAUUUCCAACAGGAGUUGUCGGCCUUGGCGCCCAAAGGCACGCAACUUAAAAACUUUCCUGAAAUCGGCGGGACUCUCAACUCGUUCAUACAAAAAAUAGAAAAGUCUUAUUCCGCACAGAGCAACAGUGUCAGCCGUCAACGUGGUUACUGUCGAUACUUUGGAGGCGGCUCGCGUGAUAAUGCUACUAGUAUUAGUGUAGUAGGUGGUAGCGGUGUCAGUGGUACUGGUGUUAAUAGUAGUGUUGGUGGUAGUGGUAUCGGUAGCGCCAGUGGCUCUAAUACAAGACAUCCAUUGUUCGGCACAGCCCAAGUUACUGUUGAUAAAGACGAAGUGGAAAAUGUCGCCGGUUCUCUGGCCACUCAGCUCCACACAAUCGAAACAAAUUUCGAUUCCGACUGCACCGUGUCCAGCAGCGGUGGGGAGAGCUGUGAUGAAAUGCAGACAUUCAAUAAUCCCCAUCAGCAGCAGUUACCCAUAUCCAAAAGAGCGUCGUGGAGAUACUCCCAGGACAGGGCGGGAAUAGCGUCGAGGUGGACGUGGUUGAAUGCACAAAUAUCUGAUUUCGAGUACCGCAUCCGCCAGCACAAUGACUUGCAGCGGCAGGUCAGGGCGAACAAGGGUCAGGUGGUGCUGGAAGGCGCUGAGACAGUCAAUGGGUACAGUGGCGUGCUGCCGGGUUCAUUGAACCGUUACAAUUUACCUGAGGCCGAGCAACAAUCGGCGAGGACACGGCCCUUUGUCUCAGAGAGCUACAGGAAACGUAAACUGUUUCGCAUUGACGGCCUGCAUGAGUUGUCUAAGCGCGCGGCGAGACCCUCCACGGUGAGGUGCGACUGCGAGCACGUGUUGGCUCCAUGCGCACUCUGCACUGGUCGGGUCGAUCCGAUGCAGCCUCAGGAACCCUUCGACCAGCUCUCGGUCUCCGAGAGAAUCGCUAUGGUGGAUCCUUGCUAUCAUCCGGUUCUUUCAUUCCCCGAUGAGGUUCAGCACAGCACCCACUUGGAUGCGAUCAUGAAGACGACGGAUUGGCAGCAGAAAAUGCUGAGGGGCAGCACCAGGAUACCCAGGAUCAAAGACAAGGACACGAUUGAGAGGAGGAACAAACCGAAAUUACCACCUGAGCAUGUUAAGCCCAAUAAAUAUAAUACCCAGAGAAUUAAGAAGAACUCCUCGGGGACGAUAAUAACCGCGAAGAUAAAGAAGAAAGUGUUGAAGGGUAAACGUGAGAGACUGAGCAACAGUGGCACUGCUGGUGGUAAUCCAGGGCCAGGUGGUAAAAAUUCAAUUGGAUUAACCAGGAAAAAAGUUAACAAAUUGUCCCAACACAAUGACGAUGAGGAUGACGUUAGUGCGCAAUCGAGUUCUAGCAAACAUUCCUCUCCAGUGCCUUCACCUUUGCAGCAUCAUGCUGAGAAAGUUACUGUUAAAGAAAAAACUUCUAGUUCUCAUGGUCGAACGCGACAGCAGUCUUUUGAUAUUGACAAUAUUGUCAUACCUUACAGCGUUGCAGCGGCGACUAGAGUAGAGAAACUUCCUUAUAAAGAAAUAUUAACACCAAAGUGGAGGAUUUGUGAUGAUAUUACCAAAACUGAUGUCAAAAACGGUGUCAUGCACAGGCCUAGUCAAGACAGUGAUGUUGAAGAUGUAUCAGAUGAAACAAUAGCUCUAAGACACGAGCGUAGUGAGCGUGAAGAAAAUAGACGAUUUAUGACUUAUUUAAAUAUGGUUCCACAAAAUCGUCUCCGUCAUAGUCGUAGGACUGAUAGUAGAGCUGACAGUGGUGCCAAUACUCCAGAUCCAAUGUCGCCGCAUCCCAGCGAACUUGGAGACGUAACGUCACCACUGACAUCACCACCAGCGACGCCGAUGAGUGCUCAUGACACCGAGCAUCAUAACACACUAGACAGUCAUAGAAAUUCUUCGUUACAAUACGCAAUACGUAGACGUACAAUAUCGUCUAUAAGAACGGGAAAAGAAGAAAUCGGUUGUUCGAAUGUUGAAGAUGAUAAUGAGGUUUUACCAUAUGACCCUAGAAUAUUUCCAUUAACGGAAGAAGUUUAUGAUAAAAUGAUCCAAAGUAUGCCCGAUGGACAUUGGCAGUCAACGACGUCCGCUUUGUGUCCACGGGUGACGGAUAAAGAACCCGAUGAUGAUAUAGAUCCGCCGUCGCCGGGAUCAGAUACAACAGAGUCAGCAUAUUGUGAUGCCGACGGUGAAGACCCAAAUGAUCCCGAGUGGACAGUUGGGGAUGAGAGAGAUAAUGAAAAAGAAAGAAUACGCUUAACGACCAAGAGAUAGGAGAUGUUAAUAAUAAUUAAUAUUAUAAUUAUCAUUAAUACUUAUCGUGAUUAAUUGUCUUAUGUUUAAUUUAGAGGAGAGAAGAAAAGAAAAGAAAAAAACGUUACUAUCUAUUUAAAAUUUAAAAGUAUAAAUAAAGUAAUUUAAUAAAUAGUAACAAAAAAAAAAAAUUGAAAAUAAAAUUUAAAAAAAUUGGAUACCUGUCAAUUGUUAUAUAAUGUCUAGGUAAAAAAAAAGUAAUUAAAAAAAAUGUGACAUGCACCUUAAGUUAGUAUUAAUAUGUAAAGUGUAUUAUAAAUAUAAAUUUUAUAACUUCAUUUAAUCGCUUAAAUUAAUAAGAGAGAUGGGAGGAUCAAAUAAUUAAAUUUAAAUUUUAAUAUUUAAGUAUAUAUAUAUAUAAAUAAAAUUAUAAAUAUUAAUAUUAAUAAUUAUAAUAUUGAUAAUAUGCCGCGGGCUUAUUUUUCUUGUCGUAAUGUGUUAAAACGAAUAAUAAUAAUAUUAAUUAAUAAUUUUAAACCAAUUAAUUGAAUAAUUAAAUUAAAUUAAUAGCGAACAAUAUGAGU
Microplitis mediator is the source of this 5106-nucleotide messenger RNA. RefSeq lists its product as uncharacterized. Gene Ontology annotation, cellular component: NSL complex. Gene Ontology annotation, molecular function: histone acetyltransferase binding. Bases 947 to 4543 code for a protein of 1198 amino acids. The transcript is spliced from 12 exons. NCBI's taxonomy places the organism in Eukaryota, Metazoa, Arthropoda, Insecta, Hymenoptera, Braconidae. The record is from RefSeq and is a predicted model, not a curated record.